AUGAAAAAAGAUCCGAAGUACAAAGAUUUACCUUCCCAAAAAUAUUACGAUAAAUUGAAUGAAGAUAUAGUCGAAGAGGAAGAUGAAGAACAUGAAGGAAAUGAGGAACAUGAGGAACAUGAUGAAUAUGGAGAAAAUGAGGAAAAUAAAGUAAAUGAAGGAAAUGAGGAAAAUGUGGAACAUGAAGGUAAUGAGGGAAAUGUGGAACAUGAAGAAAAUGAAGGAAAUGUGGAACAUGAAGAAAAUGAAGGAAAUGUGGAACAUGAAGAAAAUGAAGGAAAUGAAUUAAAUGAGGAAUAUGAAGAAAAUGAAUUAAAUGAGGAAUAUGAAGAAAAUGAAGUAAAUGAGGAAAAUGAAGGAAAUGAAGGAAGUGAGGAAUAUGAAGAAAAUGAAGUAAAUGAGGAAAAUGAAGUAAAUGAGGAAAAUGAAGUAAAUGAGGAAAAUGAAGGAAGUGAGGAAAAUGAAGUAAAUGAGGAAAAUGAAGGAAGUGAGGAAAAUGAAGUAAAUGAGGAAAAUGAAGGAAGUGAGGAAAAUGAAGUAAAUGAGGAAAAUGAAGGAAGUGAGGAAAAUGAAGUAAAUGAGGAAAAUGAAGUAAAUGAAGGAAAUGAAGGAAACGAGCAACAUGAAGUAAAUGAAGUAAAUGAAGGAAGUAAGGGAAGUGAAAAAAACGUUUACUGGGAAGGUAUGAAAGGAUCAUAUGAGGAAACACCAUGGGUUCGAGAUGUUUUUUUUAAACUGGACAGGAACCUAACUGAGGUAAAUGAAAACCGUGGCGAAGAUAGUCUAAGUAAGAAGCACUGUUAUGAUUUGAAUUAUUGGCUAUACGAACAAGUGUAUGAAAAUCUUAAUAAGAACGAAAAUGAUGAGAAUUUUUUUAAAAUAAUUGAUGACCUUCAAGAUGCAUGGAAAAAUAUAAAUAAUGAUAAGUUCCCCAAUGCCGAUAAUAUAUGUCAUCCGGAUAAAACGCUGGUGGAUAUGAAAUAUUUAGAAGACGUUAAACAUUUGUUUGAUUUUAUUGAAGAUUAUUCUACCAUCAAAGAGGCAGCUAUCAAUGAUACGAAAAACGCUUGUCAGAAAUAUAUUGACUAUCUAAAAAUUACGGUUCCUUUGUACUAUGAAUGGAAUGGCAUAUGUACCAUGGAAGAACAGAACAUUUGUACAAAGUAUAUUGAUGAUUAUUCAAAGUAUGAUCCCAAAAACGUGAUGGAGAAUUUAUCUGUAGUUAGUCUUGCACUGGCAUCCAUAUUCAAUGAUUGCUAUCAGAAUAUUAUAAAUUUGUUUACGGAAGCAGAGAAGAUCGAGCCACGCACUGUUCUGAAGAAUAGAGACAUUACAGGACAAUCUGAAAAUAACGCUAUAAAAAUGGGAGGAAGAAUAUUAGCGGCAGCUGUAGGCGAUACCUACGAGUCUGGGAACAGGUUAAUUGGCAUUAAUGCCUUGGGUACUUCGAUCUUUUCCAUGGUGAAAAGAUUCAGCAGUUACGUGUUUAGCCUGAUCGCACCGGUGGGCAUUUCCCUCUUGUGCCUACUGUUUUUUCUGUACGUUCUGAAUAAGUUUACCUCAAUUGGAAAAUAUAUUUCUUACACUCAUAAAGGAGUGCAGAACAAAUGUCUUCGCAACAAGAGUGAUGAUGAGGAGGAUGAUGAGGAGGACGACGAUGAAGAUGAUGAUGAGGACGAUGAUGAUGAUGAUGACGAUGAUGAUUAUGAUUAUAUUGAUGAGGACGACGAUGAGGAUGACGAUGAGGAUGAUGAUGACGAAGACGACAGCAACAACAAUAGCGGCUUGAAAUCAAGUUCUAGCGAGGAGCCGUUAAAUAGUCAUUCAUAG
Molecule: messenger RNA, 1830 nt
Organism: Plasmodium coatneyi
Lineage: Eukaryota; Apicomplexa; Aconoidasida; Haemosporida; Plasmodiidae
Exons: 3
Coding region: 1-1830 (609 amino acids)
Source: RefSeq, a predicted model, not a curated record